Molecule: messenger RNA, 501 nt
Organism: Thrips palmi
Lineage: Eukaryota; Metazoa; Arthropoda; Insecta; Thysanoptera; Thripidae
Product: endocuticle structural glycoprotein SgAbd-9-like
Exons: 3
Coding region: 13-501 (162 amino acids)
Cellular component (GO): chitin-based extracellular matrix
Molecular function (GO): structural constituent of chitin-based larval cuticle
Source: RefSeq, a predicted model, not a curated record
CAGAGCAGCAGCAUGUUUCCUCUCCUCGCCGUGGCGGUCUCGGUGGUGGCGGCGGCCGCAGCGCAGCCAUUGUUCGCCGAUCUCGAUGACCUGGAUUACGCGGACUUGGGCCCCAGCCUGGGCUCCAGCUUGGGCUUCGGUUUCAGCCCCGACUUCGGGGCACGCCGGCCGGCCGUGCCCAUCGUGGAGCAGAGCUUCCAGAUGAUGCAGGACGGAGCCAACAAGUGGAGCUUCGAGGCGGCCGACGGCACCGGCCGUUGGGAGGAGGCCGCUCCCGCGUGGACGGGCGCCGGUGUCCGCGGCGGCUACGGGUACGUCGGGGACCACGGACCCGUGGCGAUGUCCUACGUGGCCGACAAGUACGGCUUCCAGCCCACCGGCAACGCGGUGCACCCGGACAUCGUCGCGGCCGUGGCGCUGCAGGUGGCGAAGGCCAAGGCGGAGCCCGAGGGGAUGUGGGACGAGAACGGUUUCCCCGUGUUCGGCUUCAGCGACUACUAG